UAUCCAUAGAAAUUACUUCGACUUGACUUGUUUUUGAUUUUCAUCCUUCGGAAAUCAGCUGUGUGUCAGUGUGUUUCGUGUCGUCGUAUUGUGUCUUUGUCCCGUCUGUUCUGUAUACAACGCGAGAACUUUGCCAGGUUGCGUGUUGGAAUGUAGGCAAGAGGAGUUUUCAAGACCGAACAGAAUCAGACUAUGGGCGAUUGCACACAAGAUAUCCUAUCCUGGUAUCAAAAGAAAAUUGGAACUUAUGAUAAGCAGCAAUGGGAGAGGACUGUGGAGCAGCGCAUUCUCAGUGGAUUCACACAUGUUCCAAAGAAAACUGCAAAAUUAAAACCAGAACUUAUCGAUGUAGAUUUAGUAAGAGGUUCAGCUUUCACAAAGGCAAAGCCAAAACAUGGCCUGGUUAAAGUUACGAGGCUAGCCAUAUGCAGACUUGUCUUUCUACCUCUGUACUCACGCUGGUGGGCUCAGCAAACAUCUCCUAAAAUAUUUGGUUUCCUAUUAGUUCUAUACUUCCUCCAGUUAUUCAACACUGGACUUUAUUUAUACAUAACAUCAGGUCAUGAUGAAGAUACUAUUGAGAUGAUAACUGUGGCCGAAGUAUUAGUUCCAGCUGCUAUGAUGCUGGUCCUGUGCGUGAUUCACUCUCAGAUAGUUUCGCCCUACAGCUCUGUCUCGUCCGGUUCAAGUCCCGGCAAGACCCGGCGCAUAAGAAGAACCAAGCGCAGACAUCCUACUCUUUCAAGAUCUCGCAAUCUAGUCGGUUCUGACUCGAAAUCAUCGCCAGACACUUGCUCUGAAGUGAACAUUCGUUCAGAAUCUGUAGUUAAACUUAGUAAACGUGUUAGAUUACGCAAAUCAUCCAAAGAAGACAUCACUCAAACAGCUCAUGACAGGCAUCAGGGAGCUGCUCUGGCAAUUGUCAAGCCUUUGGGAAGUGAGGAAUUACAACCUGGCAAGUCUAUUUUGAGGGAAGUUGCAAUUCAGGAAGAGGUCCACGAAGUGAUAGCUGUGGACGACGAUGGGUUCGAAAGUCUCAAUGGAGGAACAACGUCCAGUGAUAAUAACGAGGAGAUGAAAAUGAAGAAUGCCGACGAAAUGUCCAACGAUGAAUUGAAUGAGCCGAUUGAGAACGUUGAUAGAUUGAGUGGGCCAGAUGUUGAUGUUGAUGUUGAUGGGGAUAGCCGAUGUGACCACAAAUGUAUGUGCUUGAAGAACAAUGAUAGUGUAGCUUCGACAUUUAGUUGUAGUAUUAGCGGUCAUUAUAAUGUUGAAAUAAAUACAAACAAUGUGAUAAACGACAAAUACAUUCAUAUUAAUUGCAUUAGUGAUGAAAAUUGCAGCCCGACACAAGCAAAUGAAAACGGUUUACAGCAACGGUAUACAGCUGCUGCCUUGGAACCACUGGAAGACAAGUUCCGUAAUGAGUGGGUCAUCAACCAAGCAGACUCCAGACUUUCUGGUCAGAUUUCCUACAAAUUAUUAUAUAGGGUUAAAUAUUUGUACGGGCGCUUGGUGAACCGGCGGCGGGGCUCGCAGGCGACACUGCAGGUGAACGUGGGGGUGGCUGUGGCGGGGACAGUGAGCUCGCUGCACUCGAGUGGCGACGAUGAGGAGGAGAGCGAGGAGGGAGAGGGGGGUGGCGGCACUGGGGGCAGCAGCUGCUUCUGCUCGCCGCUGCUGACUGAGGGCGGAACCACCUCCGCGGCUGAGUGGAUCGGCAUCACCACCAACAGCGAGGAGUGCAGCUACAGCUCGGACAUCGACGACCUCUCUCUCGCCGCCACCGACUCGCCCGAUCAUCCCUUCCCCUGGGAGUUCCAAAUGUCACCGUCAGUGAUUCUGAGCCCUAGCUGCGCAGCAUCGGACAAGGUGAGCUGCACAAUGUGGGAAAAGAGAGAUGUGAAGAAAGCUGACCUCUCUGUUCUCGACAUCAGCUCGGCUAUCAUUGCCAGAGUAGAAGCUAUGCCUGAGCAAAUGGAAUUUUUCUAUGCUGGUAUGUUGGUGUCAGUGCUGCUGGCAGCUAUUCCCUCUCUGCACCGUUUGAUCACGGAUCCGUCUAGCACGCUGCCAUCGACCGCUGAUGUGUUGGACAGUGUGACGCCAUUGCCAUUCAGUACCUUCCAAUUCACCCCCACCAUUCUCAGCGCUUCUCUUGGUUCGAUUGUUGAUGCGGCAUUUGGUAGCACAUUAUGGGAAAGAGUGGUUGUGCUGAUAGCAAUGUUCGAGAGUUGCGUGCUUUCGGGAAUGUUCUUCUUCCUCCUGGCGGUGGCUGAACGAACCUUCAAGCAGCGCUUUCUCUACGCCAAGUUCUUCUCUCAUUUGACCUCUUUUCGUCGCGCCAGGAAGUCCGAGUUGCCGCACUUCAGACUCAACAAAGUGCGCAACAUCAAAACUUGGCUCUCGGUCCGAUCCUAUCUCAAGAAACGUGGUCCUCAGAGAUCGGUUGACAUGGUUGUAUCUGCUGUAUUCUUGAUCACUCUUCUCCUUCUAUCGUUCGUUAGUGUGGAAUUUCUAAAGGAUUCAAUACGGCUGCAUGUGGAAUACAACGUUGAAGCUCUUGCAUGGUGCAUAGUGCUGGGCUUUUUCCUUUUACGCUUCAUGACCCUUGGCGACAAAAUCAACCGGAAAUACAGAAAUCUAUCUGUGCUGAUCACUGAGCAGAUAAAUUUGUACCUUCAAAUUGAACAGAAACCAAAUAAGAAGGAUGAGCUGAUGGUUGCAAAUAGUGUUUUAAAAUUAGCGGCAGAUUUACUUAAGGAACUUGAAAGCCCAUUCAAGAUAUCAGGUCUAAGUGCAAAUCCUUACUUGUACACGAUCACAAAGGUUGUGAUUCUUUCGGCACUUUCAGGCGUAUUAUCUGAAAUAUUAGGCUUCAAAUUGAAACUUCACAAAAUUAAGAUUAAAUGAGGUGAUUAGCGGUUACUAGUUCAAGGCUGAAAUUCUCGACUGAUUUCUCACAGAUCAUUUUGGAGAUGCCAGUAGAAACUUUGUUUUCUCGAUUGCCAUAAGAUUACUAGCAUCGGUUCAUAAUGCAUGUUGAACUUAUCAACUUUAUUUGUGAGUUGGUAGUAUUAUGAUUUUAUUUAUUUUGAUAAACGAUGAUUCAUUCAA
Molecule: messenger RNA, 3114 nt
Organism: Nilaparvata lugens (brown planthopper)
Lineage: Eukaryota; Metazoa; Arthropoda; Insecta; Hemiptera; Delphacidae
Gene: phtf
Product: protein phtf
Exons: 18
Coding region: 193-2910 (905 amino acids)
Cellular component (GO): endoplasmic reticulum
Source: RefSeq, a predicted model, not a curated record